UAGAGCCCCUGUUCAGCUCCUCACCCUGUUCCCUGCCCCUAGAUCCUGGUGUCUGUGCCACCCUAGAGCCCCUCCCAGUCUGCCAGGGGCCACACCGAGCAGGGCUGGGAGCCUGUUGCACCAGGAGUGAGUGUGAGCAUCUGUCAGCAGAGACACGGACCCUUCACCACCCACCAUGGAGCCCCAGGUGCCGGGACGGAUGCCCAGGGCUGGACUCCUGCUGCUGCCCCUUCUCCUCUGCUUCGGGCCAGAGACCGCCGGGAGCAUCGACCCGGCCGCGCUCAAAAAAAUCGUGGAUCAUGUUCAUAAUAACGGCGGAGUUAACAAGCAAUAUGCUUUCGCUGUCACGCUGCCCCAUGGCACCUGCAGCAACCCCCAGGAUGUGGCCACCUAUCUGCCCAUGGCCCAGCUAGCAGACAUGAGAAAGAAGAUUGACUCGUUCGGUGCCCUGUACAACCUGCCCAACGGGAACAUUGUGGCUGCCCGGCCAAAGGAAGUGAAUAAACCGAAAGGGAAAUACACGGAGCACAGCGAGUGGCGUCUGCUCUCCGGCCCAAACAGCCUUGUGGCCCAGCUCACGGCCAGGACCUAUGGCCAGAACAGCUGCCUGAUCUUAUUCACCUUCAAUUCGCCCUGCUCCACCAAGUGUCUGCGCGAGAACGGGCGCUCCAACAUCGUGCAGAUGACCAGCGCUGCCUUCUCGGCCAUCAACAACAACUACAAGGCCUUCGUGUUCCAGAAGAUCUUCGACUAUGACAUGAAGCCUGAAGUGACCCGGAAGGACCUGCUGGAUGCCUGGCACCGGCUGCGCGAUGUGCCCCUGCUGCGCUGCGACAACAACGGCUGCCAGGACUGUGCUCCGGUGGACCCCCGAAACAACCCCUGCCUGGCUGGGAAGAAGUAGAUGAUGGAGCAGAGGCAGGAACCACGUGCGACUCUUUCUGCCACUGGCCUCCCUCGCUGCCCAUGUGCUUCUGGAUCGCUGAGUGUAACAGAAACAUGUCCCAACCAGGCACCAGGCUGCAAUCCAGAACCCCACUCUGACCUGUGCUCCAAUCUAGAACCCUAAUCCACAUGUGUGCUCCAAUCUAGAACCCUGUUCCUGGGCAUGUGUUGAUUUAGAAUGUGAUUUCUCAGUAUGUGCCAACCUAGAACCCCUUCCAGAGUCUGUUCCCAUCUAGAACCCCAUGCAUGGAUGUGUUAAAAUCUGCAAUCUAGAGCCCCAUUGCUGUGUGUGCUCCAAUUCAGUACCCCAUUCCCAUCUUCGGUUGUGAUCCAGCCUAGAACUCCAUCCCUGGGUGUGCUCCAAUCUGUGAUCUAGAAGCCCGUCCUUCUCCCCAGGUGUGCUCCAAUCCAGAAUUGCCACCCCCUAGUGCACCUCAAGCUCCAUUCUAAACCUUCAUCCCCCACAGUGCGUCAAGCUCCAAUCGAGAACAUGUCCCCCAUUCCUGAGUGGUCUCGGAGCUGCAGUCUAGAAUCCAAAUUCACCCAGUGAUCUGAAACUUCGAUCUAGAACCCAACCUCCAUCCCUGCUCAAGGCUGGGGGGGGGGGAGACAGUGGAUGGGAGCAGGGCACAUUACGCUUGGCGACUGUAUCAUGGGGCUGGAUCAGAGGGGAGAGCCCCUU
Molecule: messenger RNA, 1627 nt
Organism: Chrysemys picta bellii (western painted turtle)
Lineage: Eukaryota; Metazoa; Chordata; Testudines; Emydidae
Source: RefSeq, a predicted model, not a curated record